AUCAUUGUCGAUUGAUUCACGCCCUAAAGCUUACAUUUGGGCAAUAUUUUAUUUAGUUGAAAUCACAUCUCUUUUCUUUCCGAUACCGUUUUAAAAUACUUAUACAGAACUUCAGUUAAAAAUGGGCACACUAAAAUUCUGUCCUCAUUAAUAGUUUUGUCAUCAAUUUACAAAGCGCGGUUAUAACAGUGACGGUCAACUAAUUAAACUCCAAAGAGUUAUUUGUGGUUACGACGUUAUGUGGUGGUUAAUUACAUUUAUAUGCGUUUCCGUAAACUCGCAGAUAAUACAUAGAGAAACUCACGAAAUUCGAUAUGAAAUUGCGGGUAUAUUCGAAAGCUAUGCUAAAACAGAACAGCGUGCAUUCGAAGAGACCAUGCGCCAGGCUCGGUUGGAUCCAGCGGAUCAGCUGUCUCUUGCAAGCCCCCAUGAUGGCAAAGCACUUCAAGAUUGGCGAUUAAAUCCCAUAAUAAUAGAGCCAUCCAGAUCUGAUAGUUAUUCGAUUUGGAGAAAGUUGUGCUCUAACACGAUGAUGCGUCCCAUAGUAAUAUUUGGUCCGCAAAUUCCAAUAUCUGACGGGGCCGUAAAGGAGCAAUGCGCUUUAGCAAAUAUUCCCCACAUCCAAGCCACGUGGAAACCACCAUUAAACCCCGACGCGCACCAGGAAAUUACAGAAAACAGUGAUGAAAAUCAAGAACCCGUGUUCAAAAAGAUUUCCAUCAACUUUUAUCCACCCGCAGACGAAAUUCUAUAUGCGUAUGCAAAGUUACUGAAGUUGUAUAAAUGGGAAAAAUUUGCAGUACUUUACGAAGAUGAUAUGGGGCUUCUACGAGUUCAGAAAAUUCUUGCUCACCACACAGACCAACAUCCAGUUACUGUAAAACGUCUAGACCCUAACAGUAAUAACUUUCCCACAUUUAAGCUCCUCAAUAAGUUUCAAAUAUACCGAAAUAUAAUACUGGAUUGUCAUGUCGAUCGUGUUAUCCAAUAUUUAACGGAAGCCAGGCAGGUUCAAAUGGUUACCCAUUAUCAGCAUUACAUCAUAAUAACAAUGGACGCAUCAACGGUGGCCGAAAAAUUGAAAAAUUUCAAUUCUAACGUGACAUGGCUAAGUAUAACUAAUUACGAUACCUUGCAAAACCACCACUUGGCCCAAAGAGUCGGGAAAUGGUUAGGAGAGACAAACAACGCGGUUCGCCCACCUGUAACGAGCUUUAAGUUUGAAGCUCUAAUAAUGGAUGACAUAGCAAAUCACAUUCUGAAAUCGUUACAAAAGGUAGACUCAAUCAAAUCAAACAAAUCGAGACCUUAUGAUGCUUUAUGCGAUCCCAACCUUUCUCCAUGGUCGUACGGUGCUCAACUUCAAGAUGAAAUAUUAAAGACAACAUCAACAGGAAUUUCAGGUCAUAUUGCAUUUAAUGAAAAGGGUCAACGAGUAAAUUAUACUUUGUAUAUAAACGAAAUCUACGUGUCUGAGUUGAAUACUGUUGGGUCAUGGGAUUCUGCUACCCAAGAACUUACGGAAGACAGGCCUGAGGAUGAUGAUGUUAAAUAUAAAAAAAACAGUAAACAUUUUAUAAUUUUAUCUCGAAAGACAAAGCCUUUCUUCAGCGAUAAGCAAUGUUUCAAAAAUAGUACCGAUUCCGAGUGUGAAGAAGAAACAGCAGAUGAAAAAUAUGAAGGAUUUGCCGUAGAACUCAUAAAAGAAAUUUUUGAUAAUUUGCGUAAGAACAAAUUUAAUUACACUUACACAAUUGAAAGUUACGAGCCCAAGAAAGAAGUCAAAAAUAAUGUGAUAACCAGAAAGUCUUAUGGAGUACUUGAUGAAUUAUUAAAUAAUAAAGCUGAUUUAGUUGUUGGUGACAUAACUAUUACUGAAGACAGGAAAAAGGUUGUGGAUUUUUCGGUGCCUUUCAUGUCAUUGGGAAUUAGUAUUUUAUACACAAAAGAAAAAGAAGUUCCACCAGGAAUGUUUUCGUUCUUAAAUCCUUAUACAUUCGAAGUUUGGAUGUAUACAGCAACAGCGUAUUGCAUUGUUUCAAUUCUCCUGUUUGUUUGCUCAAGAAUUUCACCGGAUGAUUGGGAAAAUCCGCAACCAUGCGAUAAGGAUCCAGAAGAAUUAGAAAACAUUUGGAACUUCAAAAACUGCACGUGGUUAACAAUGGGCUCGAUUAUGUGUCAGGGAUGUGACAUUUUGCCAAAGGCUGCAGGAACCCGUUGGGUAUGCGGUAUGUGGUGGUUCUUUGCAGUGAUUGUUUGUCAAACAUACAUAGCGCAACUUUCAGCUUCCAUGACUUCUGCUAUGGAGACUGAACCAAUUAAUAAAGUCGAGGAUCUAGCUAAGCAAACUAAGGUCUUAUAUGGGGCUAUUAAAAAUGGUUCAACGUAUGAUUUCUUUAAGAAUUCCAAGGAUAAAAUGUAUCGUAGAAUGUUCGAGAAUAUGGAAUCCAAUCCUGCAGUUUUUGUGAAGGGCAAUGAUGAGGGCGUAAAGAGAGUCAUAAGCGGGAAGAGUAAAUACGCAUUCUUUAUGGAGUCCACUAUAAUAGAAUAUGAGUUGAGGAAAAAUUGUGACCUUAAAAAAAUUGGAGGAGAAUUGGAUUCUAAAGAUUAUGGGAUUGCAAUGCCAGCUAAUUCUCCUUUUCGAACUCACAUAAACAAAGCCAUUUUGGAAUUGAAGGAAGCGGCAAGCUUAGACAAAAUCAAAAAGAAAUGGUGGGAAGAGAAAAAUAAACCGGAAAAGGAAUGCGAAGAUGAAACGGUUGAUAAAAAUGAUCAAGAGGGUGAUCUCGAGAUGAAGAAUUUGAUAGGCGCCUUCGUUGCCCUCAUCGUGGGGUUGGUGUUCUGCUUGUUCAUCACUGCUAUUGAAUUCACGAAUGAAGUCAGAAAUAUCGUAGUGAGGGAACAGGUUGGUCAUAAAGAAGUUUUUAUCAAGGAACUAAAGGCCUCACUCAACUUCUUCCAACUCCAGAAGCCAGUACUUCGUAACCCGAGCAGAGCACCUUCUCUUGCGUCCUCCAACGGCAGUGAGAAAAAGGAAACCCGAUCCAAUGUUAUUGAAAAUUUCCUUGAUUUCGAAAAAGAACCGCAGUGAAAAAAAACUUACUAUAGUUAAACUAAGCUUACGUUACUUCCAGGUUAUACAUAUAAGUAUAGUAUGCGCAACGGAGACUAAUCCUUAAUCUAUGGCAUAAAGGUACGGCACCCACACUUAAGGCAGUCUAAACUCUACUGUUUCUUUUAUCAUAAUACCUACAGUAUUUUAAGUAUAA
This is a messenger RNA of Maniola jurtina (meadow brown), 3269 nucleotides long. Its product is annotated as glutamate receptor ionotropic, kainate 2-like. The record is from RefSeq and is a predicted model, not a curated record. Gene Ontology annotation, cellular component: plasma membrane; postsynaptic membrane. The coding region runs from base 239 to 3091 and encodes 950 amino acids. The transcript is spliced from 17 exons. Gene Ontology annotation, molecular function: glutamate-gated receptor activity; transmitter-gated monoatomic ion channel activity involved in regulation of postsynaptic membrane potential. Gene Ontology annotation, biological process: modulation of chemical synaptic transmission; synaptic transmission, glutamatergic; monoatomic ion transport. Lineage: Eukaryota; Metazoa; Arthropoda; Insecta; Lepidoptera; Nymphalidae.